CACACAGACACACGCUAACUCUCCCUAAAGGAGGGAGGCAGAAAGACAGAGAGGGGAUUGAGUGAGAGAGGUGGAGAGAGGGAGGCUAUCUCUGGGCUGCUCUCCGCUGCAGCGUCUGGCUUUCACUAAAAGGUCUGUGACCGUGUUUUUCCUGCUCUUGUUUGCCUAAUUUAUUCCUGCCGGGGCGCUCGGCAGAAAAGGAAGAAAGAAAGAAAGAAAGAAAGAAAGAAAGAAAGAAAGAAAGAAAGAAAGAAAGAAAGAAGAGGAAGAAAAAGAAAGAAAGAAAAAAAAAAGAGUGCAACAGUACACCCCUGACACGCUGACAGGGAAUGCAGAGAGGUUCUGGCCUCUGGUUGUUACUGCUGGAUGGACAAGCACCGACAAAGCAGACACACAACUCUUUUUUUUUUUUUUUUUAAGCAAGAGGAGAGGCAACUGUGACCAAGGAGAUUUCUCAACUCUGACUUUGUUUUUUUGCUGGGACAUUUGAUCCUCCACCACCGCCGACUUUGAACGAGUCGGAGGAACCGCAAGAAAACAUCUUUUCAGCAACAGAUCAGGGAGGAGAUUUGUCCCGGCGUCUGCUCUCCUUGUUUUAACUCUGGAUUUAUUUAUAACACAGAGGGAGGUCAACUCUUCUCUGGACAACCAAAGGACGGAGCAGAUCCACUUCCUCAAACAAACUCCCCCUCCUCUUUUUUUUUUUUUUUUUUUUUUUGCUCUUGUGUGGAGGAAUAUUAUCUCAUUUUCCCUCCUCAUCACUAUCACCUCUUCUCUUACAACAGCCUCGACAAGCCAAGGGUGAGUCUGGACUAGAACUGGCUCAGAUCACGAGAUAACACCUCGGCACGGCAGGAACUGGUUGGACUAGUUUAUAAGUUGGAGGAGAGGGCAGGGCAGUUUAACCCUGCCUGAAGGAGACGGGGCUGUGUUUUAUUUUCCUGUCCUUCUGGGAGAAAGUUGUGCGCUGCUGGGAGAGUUUUUGUCCCUCCUCGCUAUGCUCGGGGAUAGGUGAGGCUUCUUUUUUUUUUCUUCUCUUCUUCUUUCGGGGAGGGAAAGGAAGAAAGAAAGUGAGAGGGAGGGAGAAAGAGGGAAGGAGUCAAAGUGUAAUUUAUUGUUUCCUGUGAAAAGAGCAAAGGCUGCACCCUUUUCUUCUGCCUGAACUCUGAACCACUCGAUGCGCGUCUGAAGUUUCGCCUCGGACCUCGCGAGCCAUUGAUCAGGGGUCAGGGCGGAAAACAGAAGAGUUAAAUAAGAAGAGCAGAGCGUGCGGCGGAGGGAUUAAAGAAGAAGAAGAAGAAGAGGGGGGAGGACAGCAGUGGAAGGACCUCCAGGUCAGCCCCGACCAGACGAAGGCGAAGGGGGAGAAAGGUCAGCGCGGAGGAGCCGGGGACGAAGUCUCACCUCACUUGUAGACAUUGUUUUUUUUUUUCGGGAUAAAACCUGCGCUGAAUGCAAACCUUGGAGUAGCUGCUGUUGAGAGCGUGGAGCCGUCCUUUUGAGACUUUUUCUGAGGGGCAUUUGGGAGCCGGUGGGACGGGGCGGGUCUGUGCAUGAUCCACUCUCGGGGUUGCGUGUCUCAGAGAAUAUGGCCAUGGUGAGCGGGGGAUGGGGCAACCCCAACAGGGACACUAACGGACUCGGGGAGAAGGCUUACCUGAGGAGGGAGGAGGAGGACGGGUCGCCCCAGGCUGGCAGCAGCGACGUGGACGUCGGAGACGAGGACAAGGCCUGCGUGGUGGACUGCGUGGUGUGCGGCGACAAGUCCAGCGGGAAGCACUACGGCGUGUUCACCUGCGAGGGCUGCAAGAGCUUCUUCAAGAGGAGCAUCAGAAGAAACCUCAGCUACUCCUGCAGGUCAAAUCGAGAGUGUCAAAUCGACCAGCAUCACCGAAACCAGUGCCAGUACUGUCGUCUGAAGAAAUGUUUCCGCGUUGGGAUGCGCAAAGAAGUCCAGCGUGGUCGCAUCCCUCCGUCUCACUCAGGUAUCAGUCCGAACUCCCUGGUAGGAGGGGUCGGGGGUCCGGGUCCAGGCCACAUCGGCGCAGACUACUUUAACGGACAGCCCGUGUCGGAGCUCAUCUCCCAGCUCCUCCGGGCGGAGCCGUAUCCCAGCAGCCGGUACGGAGCCCCGUACAGCCAGGCACAGAUGCAGGCGUCCGCCAGCGGAGGCGCCUCCGUCAUGGGCAUCGACAGCAUCUGCGAGCUGGCCGCCCGCCUCCUCUUCAGCACCAUCGAGUGGGCCAGAAACAUCCCAUACUUCCCAGAGCUGCCAGUUUCAGAGCAGGUGGCGCUGCUGAGGCUCAGCUGGAGUGAGCUGUUCAUCCUGAACGCUGCUCAGUCCGCUCUGCCCCUGCACAUGGCUCCUCUCCUGGCGGCGGCUGGCUUUCACUCGUCCCCCAUGUCCGCCGAGCGCGUGGUGUCCUUCAUGGACCAGAUCAGGAUUUUCCAGGACCAGGUGGACAAGCUCAACAGGCUGCAGGUGGACUCGGCCGAGUACAGCUGCCUCAAAGCCAUUGCACUAUUUUCCCCUGAUGCAUGUGGCCUAACAGACCCAGCCCACGUGGAGUCCCUGCAGGAGAAGGCCCAGGUCGCCCUGACGGAGUACGAGAGGCUGCAGUACCCGAACCAGCCCCAGCGCUUCGGCCGCUUGCUGCUGCGCCUCCCCGCUCUGCGAGCCGUGCCGGCCAACCUCAUCUCCCAGCUCUUCUUCAUGAGGCUGGUGGGCAAGACGCCCAUCGAGACGCUGAUCCGGGACAUGCAGCUAUCGGGGAGCUCCAUCAGCUGGCCCUACGCGCCGGGACAGUAAACACCCCCCCCACCCCGCUGGGUUUUAGAGUGAGACAGACUGAGAUCAGACUGGAAGGAAUCAGAGCUCACAAAGAUUUCAUACAAGUGAAUGUCAUGAAUACAGACUUGGGGGGUUUUUAGGGUUUUCCCGUUUGUGACCGAAGAGGUCACGUUUUUUCCUACAGUAGCUCUGUUAAGUUCGGUUGAAAUCGCUUCAGUGCUGCUUUCAGGGAAACAAAAAAACGUACGAAUGUCUUCACAUAUACACAUGUAAAUAUAAAUAUAUAUGUGUGUGUGUGUGUGUUUGCAGCACUUGUCAGUUUUGCUCUCACCUCCGUCGGAUCUCUCUUUGUCUCAUUCGGCCGGGCUCUCAUUAGAAAUGCAGACUCUAUCACGAGGCCCCGUGCCUGUACUACCUCCUCCCACGUCGCCCCUAAUGUGACUCAGUCUGAACCCAGGCUCUGUGUGUGUGUUUGUGUUCUCUCUGCUUUGUGUGUGUUUGUGUUUUUCUUUAAUCGCAAUGAAGCCAUAGCAGCGCCAGUUUGACCGGCAGAGCGUUAAAAUGUCACAGCUUGGACGUGUUGUACAGAUCAUACCCGGUGACCUGGUUUUGUCAUGAACCCAAGGAGUGGACGCAAAUAACCGACUCUGCUACCGGACGUUUUUGUGCAAUGAAAGCAAACAACGAAAAAAAAAGGCACGAAUGUUUAAAUCUGAUGUACAACAAGAUGAAUUUUAGACCUGAAGGAAUAGCUCAGCAUUUUGGGAAAUAUGUUUAUUGGCUUUAUUGUUUGAUUGCCGUGUCACACUGCAUCGUUGGAGCAAGAAAACCAAUCCGAAGCCUGAAAAUGAAUCGUAGCAUGUUGCUCUUUCACCACCGUGUACGGCAGACUGGCCUAGCUUAGCAUAGAGCUUGGAAACUGCUAGCCUGACUCUGUCUAACUGAAAUCCUUCAUCCAGCACAUGUAAAGCUCAUUCAUAACAUAUUUGUUAAUCAGCGUUAAAACUGAAACAAUAAGCCUCACAUUUCAAGACCUUUAGAUAUUAAUGGAUUGCAGCUAGCACCUUUUUAUCUUUAUGCUAAGCUAAGAUAGCAUCCAGCCUUACAUUGAAGAAAGGGGCAUGAGUAUGGUGUCAAACUUCUCAUAAAAACCUCACGAAAUAAGCAGAUAAGCUCAUUUCCCCAAACGCUGAACCAUUCUUUUUUUUGUUUUUCCUUUUUUCACGACGUUGCAGUAAUCGAACGAACAUACUCAAAAACACAACCUGGAUCCUGAGCUGGUCACACCCCCCCAGUGUAACAUUAUUACCUCAUGUUUUAUACAUCUAAGGCAGAGAUUGUAUAGUGAACUAUUCAUGUGUUAAAGAUAAAAUAUAAAGGGAUCAAGGAGUCAUUAUCACUGAAACCAAACUGUAAUAUUUCCCUGAAUAUAUUUUAAAAUGUUUAAUGUAAGAGGGCACACUCGACACAGAGAGACAAAGAAGAGGCGUUUAAAAGAUGAAUAUCUGAAAACCGAGCACCGUUCGUUUUGUUUUUCUUUUUUUUUUUUUUUUAAAGAAUAGAGUUAGUUCAUUUUGUAUUUUUCACAAUUUUAAUCUAUGGACAGAGGUCACUUACAGAUAAUUAUUAUGCAAGGUACUCUGAUGUCGAGGUGUAAAGGUUAAGGUGUCGGUACUAAGAUAAAGGGUACUCUGUAGUUCAUGAGUGCCAUGAACGCAACGCUCAAUGUGACAAAAUGCUCGUCUUGCCAAAUCAAGUGACUGAAACAAUGAGACGACAUUACUCGUGGUAUGAAUUUUUUGUAAAACUAUUAUUGUAUCGUUAAAAAGAAAGAGGCAAGAAUGACUAUGAUCCCCGAUGCUGACGAACGGCUUCAUCACUUUGUGUUACUUGUUGGAAUAUAGUGAUUUGACUGUCUAGCUUUAUCAUUUAAAAGAAUCAUGUUUCUAUGACAAUGCCAAUACUAAAAAAAAAAAAGAAAGAAAAAAAAAAUACAAAAAGAAGACAUCUGUA
Messenger RNA from Mugil cephalus (flathead mullet), 4804 nucleotides. RefSeq names its product nuclear receptor subfamily 2 group F member 6-like. Lineage: Eukaryota; Metazoa; Chordata; Actinopteri; Mugiliformes; Mugilidae. The record is from RefSeq and is a predicted model, not a curated record. Bases 1589 to 2809 code for a protein of 406 amino acids. Gene Ontology annotation, biological process: anatomical structure development; negative regulation of transcription by RNA polymerase II; cell differentiation. The transcript has 5 exons. Gene Ontology annotation, molecular function: RNA polymerase II cis-regulatory region sequence-specific DNA binding; zinc ion binding; nuclear receptor activity.